AUGUCCCGGGCUCUGUUCACCUAUGAAGGCAACAGCAACGACCUGCGCGUGGCCGGCUCCGGAGAUGGUGGCCUGGAGGAGAUGGUGGAGGAGCUCAACAGCGGGAAGGUGAUGUACGCCUUCUGUAGGGUGAAGGAUCCUAACUCUGGCCUGCCCAAAUAUGUCCUCAUCAACUGGACUGGUGAAGGCGUGAAUGACGUGAGGAAAGGAGCCUGUGCCAACCACGUCAGCACCGUAGCGAACUUCUUAAAGGGGGCUCAUGUCACCAUCAACGCUCGCGCGGAUGAGGAUGUGGAGCCUGAGCUCAUCAUGGAGAAGGUUGCCAAGGCCUCUGGGGCCAACUACAACUUCCACAAGGAGAGCAGCAAGUUCCAGGAUUCGGGCCCUCAGGCUCCUGUGGGCUCUGUCUACCAGAAGACGAAUGCCAUGUCGGAAAUCAAGAGAGUCAAUAAAGAUAACUUCUGGGCCAAAGCCGAGAAAGAUGAAGAAAACCGUCGGCUGGAGGAGAAGAGGAGAGCGGAGGAGGAGCGGCAGCGGUUGGAGAGGGAGCGUCAGGAGCGGGAGCUGCAGGAAGCGGCGGGGCGAGAGCAGAGAUACAAAGCGAGAUCCAACGAAAUCGAAGCCCAGAAGUGACAGCAGCAGGAGGCCGAGAACAGGGACAAGGAGCAGCAGCAAUGGAAGGAGCACGCCGAGGAGUACGAGGCCAGGCAGCGGAAGGGCUUCAAGAGAAGCGAAUCGGUGGAGAAAGCCCAGGAGGCCGCCUCGCUGAUAGCGCAGCGGGCGGUGAACCCCCGCGACAUCUUCAAGCAGAAGGAGAAGUCGGUGCCGGCGGACGCGGCGACGGCAUCCCAGCCAGGCAAGCUUCGCAGCCCUUUCCUGCAGAAGGAGGUGAACUCUGUGCCGAGUCCUGCUUCUCCCGUCUCUCCUGCCCGGGAUGCUCCCGCAGCCUCCUUCACCUCCUCCAACGCUUGGGGGACACCUCCAGCCUCUCCGGUACCCGCCGCAGGACGAGACUCUGGGUACAAUUCGAGCCUCCCAGUUUCCCAUGGGGAUGAGGCAAAUUUGUACGAGGAGCCGCCGGACCCCUCGGCCAUCUACGAAGAACCCCCUCAGGAACAAGUCGACGAUGCCAAAUACGACUACGCGGGGGAGUACCAGGAGCCGCCGGACCUGGCGGGGAAGGGGCUGUGUGCACGGGCGCUCUACGACUACCAGGCUGCCGAUGACACCGAGAUCUCAUUUGACCCAGAGAACAUCAUCACCAACAUCGAGAUGAUCGACGAGGGCUGGUGGCGUGGCUACGGUCCCGAUGGCCACUUCGGCAUGUUCCCUGCUAAUUACGUGGAACUGAUAGAGUAA
Charadrius vociferus (killdeer) is the source of this 1359-nucleotide messenger RNA. It is a transcript of the gene DBNL, whose product is annotated as drebrin-like. The record is from RefSeq and is a predicted model, not a curated record. The transcript is spliced from 14 exons. Gene Ontology annotation, biological process: postsynaptic actin cytoskeleton organization; neuron projection morphogenesis; positive regulation of axon extension. Lineage: Eukaryota; Metazoa; Chordata; Aves; Charadriiformes; Charadriidae. Gene Ontology annotation, cellular component: actin filament; plasma membrane; lamellipodium. Gene Ontology annotation, molecular function: actin filament binding.